Calidris pugnax (ruff) is the source of this 5099-nucleotide messenger RNA. It is a transcript of the gene ARL15, whose product is annotated as ADP-ribosylation factor like GTPase 15. NCBI's taxonomy places the organism in Eukaryota, Metazoa, Chordata, Aves, Charadriiformes, Scolopacidae. The transcript has 7 exons. Gene Ontology annotation, molecular function: GTP binding; GTPase activity. The record is from RefSeq and is a predicted model, not a curated record. The coding region runs from base 110 to 730 and encodes 206 amino acids.
GAAAGCAACAAUAAACUAAAUUCAUAGCCCGUCCUCAGCCUCUCUGGGUGACUGCAGAAGACAGAAUUGUGGCAUCCCAACAGAUUGGAAGUUGAGCGAGUUGAGGACUAUGUCUGAAUGCAUCCAGCUCUCAUUUGCUGUUUGUAGAAUUGGCAUUUACACGUGUUUUAGAGCACUUUGCUGCAAAGGACCACCACCACCACGACCUGAAUAUGACUUGGUUUGCAUAGGCCUCACUGGUUCUGGCAAGACAAGUCUUCUGUCACAGCUUUGCAGUGAAAGCCCGGAGAAUAUAGUGUCUACAACAGGUUUCAGUAUAAAAGCAGUGCCAUUCCAGAAUGCUAUCUUGAACGUAAAAGAACUUGGAGGGGCUGACAAUAUCAGGAAAUACUGGAGUCGUUACUACCAAGGAUCCCAAGGGGUAAUAUUUGUAUUAGACAGUGCCUCCUCUGAAGAUGAUCUAGAAACUGCUAGGAAUGAACUGCAUUCUGCUCUCCAGCACCCACAGUUAUGUACUUUGCCGUUUUUGAUACUGGCCAACCAUCAAGACAAGCCAGCAGCUCGCUCCGUACAAGAGAUAAAAAAAUAUUUUGAACUUGAGCCACUUGCUCGUGGGAAGCGCUGGAUUCUUAAACCCUGCUCCUUGGAUGAUAUGGAAGCAGUAAAAGACAGCUUCUCCCUUCUAAUAAACUUGCUAGAAGAGAGAGACUUCGAACCUUCAAGAAUGUGAAACGCAAGAGAGAAGAGUGGUUCUCCAGGCAUCACUGUACCUGCACAUUCUGCUCACAGCUGAAUUAUAACGUGCUAUCAAGACUGUGCUGUGAUGUGUUGUUCAUACACAGUUAGUGCAGAAUGUCCUUUUGUGAAAAUAAAUAUUCUGUGAACCAGGUACACAACUAUUUCCAGUAAAGUUGUCUACACUACUGAAAUAGGGAGUUCCUCUUUGUUUACCGCUGUUUCUGCACACACACUGCAUGUUCCUUUCUUACAUUGCAGUCAUCCUUGAUAGGAAAUUUUACACGCACAAAAAUAACAUAGUCUGUAGAGGAGGAAUUCUACCUGCUACCUUGGUUUUUAAAAAUAACUAAUGUCUUAAGGGUUUGUGAGACUAAUUUGUAUUAGCUUGUUUACUGAUCCUACAGUAUGGAAAGCACAGCCACUGAGUACCUUAGUAGGAUACCAUAAAAGCAAGCAGUUUCAUGUUAAUGCAAAGAUUAGUCCUGAAGUUUUACUUAGUAAAAACACAGUUGACAAGUUAGUUGAUUCCUCUUCUAAAGUGACAGCAUAACCUUGUCAAAGGCAGAACCGUUAUUUUGCUGGAAGUUUCCUGAAAGGUGAAUUAGCAAGCAGAUGUGUGCAGGUAACAAUAUUUGGGAAAAAUAAGUGAUGUAAACAAGUGGUCUAAGUAAAAAUAUUUUUAGAAAAUAUACAAAAGUUGGAUAAAGUAAUAAUUUUCAUUUAAAGUAGUUUUCCAUAAGAGAAGCAAAACAAAUAUCUGUUAAUUCAGCUAUGGAAGCUUUAUUACUAGUUAGGAAUAUGACUGAUUUUAGAUAAGGAUUGCUUCCUUUAUCACUCACUCCUGGAGUACUACUCUUCUCAUAAAAUUGCUGAGGCAUCUAUAUCAUAUUUAAGGGCCUUCCAGUGUUUGUACUAUAAGCUUCUCUUUUCAUGGGGAUAAUUGCUAUUCUUUCAAACUGCUUCUGGGCUGAAUGUUACUUAGAAGACAAAAAAGUAUUCAUUGGAAAAAAUCUUUUGAGAAAAUCCUAUUUAGUUCCAGUAACACAGUGCAUAUUUCCCCUUCCCAAGUUUUCCCUAUGGUAGGUUUGCAGUUUUUUGGCUGCCUUUUGCUGAUUUUUUUUUUAGAACCUUAUAAACUGAUUUUGCCCUUGAAGGCAUCACACCAGGUCACUGGUUCACCAUUAAGUUAGUCACAAGAGGGUAUGUGCAGAUCAGUCACUGGACUGGUGCACGCCUUGAGUGUUGUGCCUUCUGCAUCCAGCUACCCUCCUGCACGACUGUCUGCGAACACAAACGGUCAGUGUCAUGUGUCAGUGGUUCCUCGUCGACUCUCCUUGUGUUUUGAGACUCGUAACUCCUUUUUUUGAGGGCUUUAAGCAACAUAUCUUCCCAUUCUCAGCAUUUAUUUUUUAAGUUUGAAGUUUAUUGUAGUUUCUCACUAGUUUAUUUGGGAAUAAGAAAAUAGCAAGGAUCAGCUUUUAAAGGCUUAUAAAAGCCAUUUCUCCAUUACUUGCAAUUAUACUCUUUGUUAAACAAAAUGUUUUUAAUAGGUUUUUUGUUUACUUUUCAAUUUCCAUGGAUUUCUUGCAUUGCUCCCUCAGAAUUAUUUCUGUACAAAUGAUGAUCACUGUUUUAACUUGCUUCCUAUUAUCAGAAAGAAGCUGGGAAAACUGGUAAGCUCCUUGUUUUAUUUUGUGAUAGAAUAGGCAGAAAGCCUGAAGGGCAUCUCUCUUUGUUUUGUUUUGUUUUUUUCUCUUUUCUGCCAGGUCAAUUGUCUCACUCUUGGAAAUACCCAAGAACUGGAAUUGUUCAUUUUAAAACAAGGAGAGGACCCUUGUGUUGGUUCUCUCUGCACAGUUUAGAUGGGACCCAGCUGCCCAUCAGUUUCUCCUGUGUGGGUUAAGGAGGCUCCUUUCCCCGAAUUUAGAGAGGAACUGGAUCAGAUUUACAGUUCCAAACUCUCUCUUAGCUGAUGUGAGCUUGGAGGCUAUGGAGUCCACAGAUAUUCACCAGGUACCCAGAUUUCUGUCCUGUUUAGGGACAGUAACAAACACAAAGUGGUGGGGAGGAGUGAGCAAAUUACUUCCCAGAGAAGGCAGGCAGUUUGGAGAGGCAAAAAGAGGGACUGAGAGCUUUUACUUGCUUUUUCAUUGAGCAUUAGUUAGAAGAUGAGAGAGAAAUUUUGUUUACAGUUUUUCCCCUUCUUUCCCAUAUUAAAAUUAUGGACCAAAAGCUACAGCAAGUGAAAAUAAGCCCAACUGUAUUGCAUUCUUAAAACCAUGUUUAUUUGUACAAUCAGUGAGCCUGGUCUAAAAAAUUUAGAGUUUCCGAGUUACAUUUUGGUCGUGAUUUCCCAACUUUGCACUGUUGGAAGGUGCUAUGUGACUAACAUGCAAAAGGCCCAAGCAGUCGAUGAGAAUAUGGUUUUAGCAUGUGCCAGUGGCCACGUAGACUGGGACCUUGUGACACUUAAUGCUUUUUCUUAAGGAAAAUGCCAACUGCACAGGAGCAGUGAUUUUAUUUUUUUUUUCAGAAUGAUUUUGAAUAUGCUUUUUCUUACUAAUACAGUGAUCAUUCCUCACCACAGGUUGAAAGAAUACCUCAUAACUGCUUAAGGCUAAGACCAACACUUAACUUUACUUUGAAUGUAGUGCUUCUGUGGUUUUGUGUUGUGGAUGGACUUAAUGGAUGUAUACCUUUUCAAUGUCUAUGAACACUUUCACUUUUUAAUGGGGAAUUAAAAACGUUUGUAGCAGCUCAUGUCACACUUCCUUGUCUAAAGUGUUGUUGGAUGCUCUGGCUUUGGUAGAAUGUGUAAGCACCAUGCAGUUUCUAUGCAGAUGACCAAUCUCAAUUGUUUCUUUCUUUUUCUUUUUUUCUUUUCAAUCUUUUCACGUGUUCAUCAUUUAGGUGAAAUAAACUUGUGCACUAGGCUCUACUUUCCAUGCAAGUUCAUCAAGGAGUGAACAUUGUCUUUUUUAAAAAAGAUACUGUGCUUUAAUGUUCUUUAGCCAUCUGUUAAAUUACUUUGUGCGCGUAUGUGUGUGUAUGUGUAUGUGCCCACAUUGGGCUUCUUCUCAGACCUGUGGCUGUCUGCAGUGUCUCAGCCAUCAGAAUGAAAACAUUAUCAAUCAGUAUCCAACAACAGCUGGUUUUGACAAGCUUCUGUCUGCUGCCUAACGCUUUUACAACUUGUCAGUAAGGCCUCUUUGUCUGCCCACUCUGGGCUGGUAAUCUUCCUGCUUCCAUGUUGUGUCCUGUACUUGUACUUCUAGCAUUUGUAUGGAAAAAAAAGUUAAAUCUUAGUGGGGUUUUGAUAUUCUCCCUUGCUGUAUGAUGCUCUAUGUGUAUCUUUGCUUGCCUCUUCAAAUGUGCUAUACAAAAAUCUGUGAUGUAUUAUUUCAUUUAACUUCUUGCAUUUCAUUAUAUUUAUAGAAGUUGCAGAUUUUUGUACCGUAUUAGUUAAUACAGUUGCCUUUUUGUAAUGGCAAUUAAUUUAUAUUACAGAAGUUUGUAUCUUUACUGUAGUUGAAGGUAUUAGUUAACUGCCAUAUUAUCUUGACUUUAUACUAAAAAUACAGUGUCUAUACACAGAAGUUGACCCUUUCAAGUGGACAACUGCUGACAUGAGCAACUUGUACUGUUUGUGAUUUAUACAUGAUUUCCACUAUCAAAAAAAAAAAAAGAAAAAAAAGAAAAUAAACACUGUGUAGAGUUGAGUUGCUAAGUUUGGUUUUCUUGAGUAGUAGUCAGUUUGGGAGUAUGGCGUAUUACCUUGAUUAGGAAUCUUCAAGAUACGUUACUCACUCCUAGAUGAAAACAAAUAUUACUGUAUAAUCAUUGCUAAAUUAUACAUAGUUGCACCUUUACAAACACGCAUAUAUAUAAAAUAGAAACUUCCAAAAAUUGGCUGAUUUAUUUUCACAGCAAGAUGUUGUUACUCUGGAAAUACAUCUAAAUGAUAUUGAAGGUUUAUUGGUGGAGCAGAGAUUGAGGUAAUCUUUAUACAAUUAUUCCGUAAUGUUAAACUGAGGGGCAUGUUUAUGGGACGAGAAAUUAUUUUUAAAUAAAAUGACAUGGCAAACUACGGAUACCCAAAAAAGCUACAGAUGUUGAACAAAGGAAAAUACUAUACAAAAAAUAAAAGCUUGCUGAGACAACUCAAUGUUACCCUAUCAAACACUGUUUGCAUAGAAAAGACUCUCACAAUGUAAGUUGUAACAGCUGAUAGAAGUACAGCACUGCUGAGCCAGACUGGAGUUGCUGAUUCAGCUACUGAGGUAUGUUUUUUUCAUUUUAUAAUUUUUAAUUCUGUCUUUUACCAAGACUAGGAUGGAAAUAAAAGAUUUGGAAACUGCGAA